CCCUCGGAGGGCCCUCCCCAACGAGCGCUUCUUCCGGGUGGGGCCCGGGGGCGAGGUUAUGGCGCCCUGGGCACUCCUCAGCCCUGGGGUCCUGGUGCGGACCGGGCACACCGUGCUGACCUGGGGGAUCACGCUGGUGCUCUUCCUGCAUGAUACUGCACUGCGGCAGUGGGAAGAGCAGGGGGACCUGCUCCUGCCUCUCGCCUUCCUGCUCCUGGUGCUGGGCUCCCUGCUGCUGUACCUGGCUGUGUCACUCAUGGACCCGGGUUACGUGAACAUCCAGCCCCAGGCCCAGGAAGAGGCCAAGGAGGAGCAGACAGCCAUGGUUCCUCAGGUCAUCCCCCUUCGGCGCUGCAGAUACUGCCUGCUGCUGCAGCCCCUGCGGGCCCGGCACUGCCGUGAGUGCCGUCGCUGUGUGCGCCGCUACGACCACCACUGCCCCUGGAUGGAGAACUGCGUGGGGGAGCGCAACCACCCACUCUUCGUGGCCUACCUGGCAGUGCAGCUGGUGGUGCUUCUCUGGGGCCUGUACCUGGCCUGGUGGGUUCUGCCGCAGUCCAGCGGGGGGCGGGGGCAGGCAGCGUGCUCCCACAGGUGUGUCGAGAGCCAAGCUUCCCUCUCCCAAAUGGCCUGCCCACCUGGGCUCCCUGGGGCACCCCUACCCACCCCCAGCUCUGGGUUCCCAUCCCUAUUCUGCCCUGCAGGUCUGGCCUCCGGUUCUUCCAGCCCUGGGGGCUAUGGCUGCGGUCCAGCGGGCUCCUGUUUGCCACCUUCUUGCUGCUGUCCAUCCUCUCUUUGGUGGCUGGCCUGCUCCUGGCCUCGCACCUCUACCUGGUGGCCAGCAACACUACCACCUGGGAGUUCCUCUCCUCGCACCGCAUUGCCUACCUCCGCCAGCGCCCCGGCAACCCCUUCGACCGUGGCCUGAUUCGCAACCUGGCCCACUUCUUCUGUGGGUGGCCCUCGGGGUCCUGGGAGACUCUCUGGGCUGAGGAAGAAGAGGAAGAGGGCCGCAGCCAAGCUGUCUAGAGUUACAGGAGGCAGGGCCACCAUCUAGUGCCUGAAAGCCGGAAGGCACACGCAGCAGGGGCGGGCCUCCAGCGGGCUGGGGGCUUCCCCGGCUGCCCGCUGCUCCCAGGCCUCGGAGCACAGCUGAACACAGAACCCCUGCCUCGGGGCAGGUCUGCCCUCUCCACUGGAGGAAGGGGGUGAAGAGGACCUGUGGGGGCUCAGGCACGAACAGCCUGGGCUUCUGAUUACCUCCACCCCAUCCCCCAAGCCAGUAAGCCUCCAGUACACAGUUUUAUAUAUUUAAUGAUCCUUAAAGCAAGUCAAGUAUUAAAAACAAACAAACCAAA
This is a messenger RNA of Manis javanica (Malayan pangolin), 1358 nucleotides long. RefSeq names its product zDHHC palmitoyltransferase 12 (gene ZDHHC12). NCBI's taxonomy places the organism in Eukaryota, Metazoa, Chordata, Mammalia, Pholidota, Manidae. Gene Ontology annotation, molecular function: protein-cysteine S-palmitoyltransferase activity. Gene Ontology annotation, biological process: protein targeting to membrane; peptidyl-L-cysteine S-palmitoylation. Gene Ontology annotation, cellular component: endoplasmic reticulum; Golgi apparatus. The record is from RefSeq and is a predicted model, not a curated record.